AUGGAAUGGCCGAGGCGGUCUAAGAGGAAACAAAGGGGAAAAGACGCUGUAGGUAGGGAGGCCAAGAAGAAUAAAUUGGAGGCACCGAUUCAGCAGGGCCUUCCGGGAACAUCGGUACCCCCGCUAGACCCGGAACUCGAUUCACUUAUUGAUUCCAUCUUAUUUGAAGACUUAAGCGUGUUGUACGGGGACACAUGGCUCCUUGACGAUGCCAUCACCCCCUUGACACCCUCAACGUUGGAAAGUGAAGAUGCGGCGCCUAGGGAAGUGUUUGCUGGCCAGCAGAGCCUCGAUGCACCUAUGCCAACAGCCAAAAUGCCGACUUCACUCCUACCUGGGAGCGUAUCCACUCUGGAUAGCAGUGACCCGCCCGCCACGAGUCCGUCGAGCUUUUUCGAAUCGGUGCUGUCGGAAGCCAGCCAGAGCACUCCGGGUCUCUACGCAGAUGAUUGGUUGUCGAGUGGCGAUGCGGAGGUUGUGGACGAGGCACUGGGCCUGAUAGACUCCCGAGCGACGCCUUCAAUGUUGUUAGGUAGUAGUGGAGAAAGUCAGGAAGGGGCAGGAUCUCGCGUGGAAAUAUCGGCUGGCCCUUACAAAGGCGAAAUGUAUGUGGGGGCAUCUUCCAGCUCUAAAAGAUUAAUCCAUGACUCUCACUUGGAUGCAGUUCUGGAACCAGCAGACGUAUCCCCUGGCAUGUCUUCGACGUCUACUGAUCCUGAGAGCGGAAGGGCAGCAGGCGUUCUAGAAUCAUCUUCUCUUCGAAGCCUAUUGUCAUCGGCUUCUAGUGACCAUCCUCCUUCAGGAAGGGAGACCGAUGUUGCGGUGCAUUCAGGGGAACCAGCUGAACAGUUGACAUCUGAGCUGACUCGAUCCGCAGUCAAGGAACUGCAGGCUGCGGUUGAGGGAUUCGAAGAAAUGUUAAGGGGAAUUCCCGAUCACGUCCUCGAAAAUCACCCGUUUUACCGUCACCCUGGACCACAGCUACGGCUCAACUGGAGGAGUUUCAGCGAUGCGUACGCAGCGUGCUACCGUACGUGGAGACAAAACAUCGUUUUGUUGCUUUCGAAGUGCAGGUACCUGCUGAAGAAGCCAUGGCUGACCACAGAGGAGUUCGGCGAACUUGUGUGCCACACGGAGCGCCUGUGCGGUUACGCAUCCGGUUUCAUGCACGUUGAUGUCACAGGUCCAUUUGCCAUUGAAAGUUUGGGAAGGGCUUUUAUUGUUCUUGAUACGCUACACUGCGCAGCAGAAGUGCUAGGACAGAGCGCUAGGAAAGAUGAGUGGUGGCCCGGGAUAGUCCGUCGUAUACGAGAUGCGGGGUACAUCGGUACAUUCGACAAAAGAAAACUCGGCAAGAAGCCUUGGGCUUAUCCCUUAGUAAAGGCUCUACGGGUUGCGUUGGAUUACUAUAUGAUGGGGAAAAGGCCUCCCUUGCAUCUUGUGAUCGGCUUGAAAUUUUCUUUAUUCAUGUCAUCCAUGCCGACGGACUUCCUGAGCAGUAGAUGGGACCCUUGGAGAAACGACGCCACCGAAUGGCUCAAAUCCAUCAAGCCCAAAACACAGGCGAGCGCAUAG
Eimeria maxima is the source of this 1575-nucleotide messenger RNA. RefSeq lists its product as hypothetical. The record is from RefSeq and is a predicted model, not a curated record. NCBI's taxonomy places the organism in Eukaryota, Apicomplexa, Conoidasida, Eucoccidiorida, Eimeriidae. The transcript is spliced from 3 exons. Bases 1 to 1575 code for a protein of 524 amino acids.